Messenger RNA from Uranotaenia lowii, 1290 nucleotides. RefSeq lists its product as uncharacterized. The coding region runs from base 1 to 1290 and encodes 429 amino acids. The record is from RefSeq and is a predicted model, not a curated record. Gene Ontology annotation, molecular function: nucleic acid binding; zinc ion binding. NCBI's taxonomy places the organism in Eukaryota, Metazoa, Arthropoda, Insecta, Diptera, Culicidae. The transcript has a single exon.
AUGGGGGACAACCCCCCUCCAUGGGGCUCAGACCCACUUCCCAGCAGCUCAAAUCGAAGAAGAUUACCGGAUUGGAUGGACCCAAAAGGCGAACACGGAGAAAUUCAAUUUCUCCUACUGAAACCCACUACCACUGCUAAACUGCCUGCAUAUCCCUUCAUCAUCUCAAAAACCGUUGAGCUCGCUGCCGGUCAAAUCGUUGGUGGGCACCCCUACGACAAAGGGGAAUCCUACCUGCUGAAAGUUAGGUCACCGAAACAAGUAGAGAAACUACUUGCCGUCAACGAGUUAAUCGAUUCCACCCCGAUCAAUAUCACCUUGCAUCCAACCCUCAACACCUGUAAAUGCAUUGUUACGUGUAAAGAGGUUGCCGGUAUAUCAAACCAACAGCUUGCGAGCGACCUUGCCAGCCAAGGGGUCACUAAUGUCUACAGAUUCCUGAGGAAAGUGGACGGAAAGGAGGCCCCCACGGACACGUUCGUACUUACAAUUCAAGGAACGACAGCUCCAGCCCACAUUAGAUUCGGCUUCCUUCGAACCCCAACUCGCCAAUACUACCCUCGCCCUAUGAUGUGUAUGCAGUGCGGAAAGUUUGGGCAUACCAAAAAACACUGCAAAAAUGCCCUGGUUUGCCUGAUCUGCGGAGAACAAGAAAUCCACACAAACUGUCAGCUGACCCCUAAUUGUGUUAACUGCAAAAAUCCUCAUCCCACCACAAGCCGCAUUUGCCCCGUUUUCGUCGGGGAACAGGAUAUCAUCAAGAUUAGGACCGACCGUGGGAUUUCCCAUAACGACGCCGUAAAGGAAUAUAGAUCCCGCCAAAACCAGACCAGUUCCAUACAACAACGACUUAACCAAGCUAGUUCCAGCUCUUCCGUCGAUGCCAAGGAUCGAGAAAUUGCCGAACUAAGAAGACAAGUGGCAUUCCUCACUGCUCAAAUCGCUACUUUUUCCCAACUUGUCAAAGAGAAACAACGAACCAACGAAUCUCAAUGCAGUUCCGAAAGUGACACCAGCAUGGAAAGCAACAACUCUACCAUCAGUAAGGCCUCAACCACCAAGCGUUUCUGGAAAACUUCAUCAGACGAUUCUCCACCUGGGGCCGAAACCAACCCACAAGAUGACAAUAAAAUUCCAAAUCGUCCCAAAAAGAAACGUCAUCGAAGACCGAACAAUGCCAAUCUUCCAGCUAAAGACCUGACUGUUGACUCAAACCGACAAAACACCCAUCCGACCCCAACGGUAAACCCAUCUUUCUUCCUAAAGGCCGGUAAGUCGAACCAACCAUAG